AUGGUACGUUUGGAUAUGAGAGGUUAUAAAAGUACAUGUUUUGUCAUCAACUUAGUAUGAAGUUUAUUAUUGAACUUCUGAAUAAACCAAGAAGUUUUUUUAAUUCAAGAAAUAAUACAUUUAUUUCAGCUUGGUAUCUUCAAAAAAAUUUUCCAUUUAUUUCUAUAACUAAUUAAAAGUUUAACAUGAGUUGAGAAUGUUAAUAUAUUAACAAAAAUCUGAAGAAAGAAUUUUGCUAAUUUUGUGCAAUCUUUCUUUUUCAGUUCAACUUCGCGAUUCGCAAAGUUCUACCACAUUUUAAAAUGCAUUCGUCUGGACGGAAUAGGUUUGUCACGUUAUACGAUGCUAUAGGACUCGUCAAAGACUUCCCAUAGAUCAGAGAGUCAGAGAAAGUCAUAAAUAUCGGCCAAAAUUAUUUGCUAACUCUCGAGUUUCACGCGAUUUCCUGUCGUUUGCCUCGAAGCUUAACUGGUUCUCAUUUUUAACGAUUUCAAACAACGGGUUGAACGAAAAGCGUAGGCGAACCGUAAAAAUUUGAAAUUCAAACUUUGAAGCUGCUCAAAUAGAUAUAAACAGGAAGGCGAGCUAUUAAAAUUCAAUACGUCAUGAAUGAACUGAAUGGAAAAAUAAGCUUUGGUGAAUUUCAGAAAUUGAAAAAAAAUUUUCUGAAAGAUUUUCUAUUGAGUCCUUUAAAAAAUUACAUUUUACAGUAAAGUGGAAGACCUUUUCUUUGCUGAAAGCGUUCUCAUGCGAAAAUUUAAUGAGAGAAAAACAAGGUUAUGAAGCUCAUCUUUUGCUGUUUUCAAUCAACUCAUUUUUGAAUAUUCUAGUCUGGAAUGCUUCAUCAGGAAAUAUUUUUUCAGCUCAGUUUCUUUUUCUAUUCUUGAAAGCAAAACAACCGAUGAAAAAUAGAAGUUUUGAAGAAUUGAAUUCAAGCGGAAGUUCUCGCUUUUUUUGCGAUUUGAGUGCUUUUCCCCAAGAAGGAGACAAGUAUCGAUGUUGGACUUGUUCUGUUUUACUACUUUCUUGUUUCUCGGCGUUUCCUGAUUACAUAAUUUCCGUGUAGUAACAAACUUCGUGCCGAUUUGCAUAAAUUUCUCGCCCGCAAUUAUUUUUCCGUUCAUUUGCUGUGUAAGUGUCCACUCUCUCGCGCAUUUUAUUGGCUCUUUCGUGUCGAGACGUCGCUCACAGCGGAGAAAAGUACGCUUCAUAGCUCCAGGGCAUUCGGCUCGUUCUUCUGGAUUAGAACUGACGUCGUCCUCCACCCAUUCAUCUACUUUCGCCAUCGAAAAAGCAGAACAAAGCGAAGGCCUGCCCCAUUGCAAAAUAUUAGGUCGUGGGCUCUCCGUUUUUCUAUUCAACUCCGCCCCACGCGCCCUAUUUGAGCAACAAAAAGAAAAAAAACCGCUUUUUGUUCCUCUGUAGAGCUAUUCUGGCGGCGUUUUACUGGAAAAAACUUCGAGCUCUACUUUUGCCUUCUGAAAAUCUUGGCGAAAUGAGGCCCAGGUAAUACUUUUUCUUUUUGCUUUGAUCAGAGAUUAAAAUAAUUUUGAAUUCAUGAACUCGACACCUUUUCCCCUAACGCGAUCGUACUCUACGCAUCACUGUUUGGAUAAAAUUCUCUAAAUAUGUCCAAAACUCUCCUUUUGCGCGCAUAAAACUGAAUAUCUUUAUGUUAGAAGAUGAAAAUACGGUUAAUCUGUACAUUCAAAAACUGUCAGGCGUUAUUUCCUUACCUUUUCCCUGACUUUUUGUAAUUUUAAAAAAAUUGAAAAAAAGAUUACCAAAAAGCUUUUGUUGAUUUAUUUCUCGACUUUAUAACUUCAGAGCAACGAGGAAAAUAAAAGUCAUAACUUCUUGCCGCUUUUUUUUUAUUGAAGUGAAUGUAAUUAUCCAGUGAAAUAAAAACCGCAAACAAUCGUAAAAAUCUGGGCUUUUUCUAUAUAAUCUGAAUGCGGAUUUGAUGAGUGAAAAAUAACCCAUUUAGUUACAUUUCAUACACUUUCACAACAUGUUUGAAGAUAACUCAAGCCAAAAAGAAAGCUCUUGAGAUUUUCUUAUACGUCUUGGAGUUUUGCAUACCUUAACAAAAAAUCGAAGAAGAGCCAAAUUUGCGUGUCUGCGCCCUCUGAAAAGGCCUGGACUUGCACAAGAUUUCUUUUUUUGGCCUGGUUAAUCCACUCUAGAUGCUCUUCUAUUAGAAACUUUCGUUAUAUGGCUCAUCUCGGCUUUAAAAAGCUAUUGUCCCGUAAUUAUGUUCAAGUUUUUUCUCAGAAAAAAUGAUGAUGUUGAUGGGUUUGUUUUUUCCCUUUCCUCGUUCAUUUGAAAAGUUUCAGAAAGUAGAUACUCGCCUAAGCUGCCAAAAAUUUAUCAAGUUUCGCUUUUCAAAUACUUAUUAUCUAAAAAAAAACCUAGUUUGAGCAACAAGAACUUGAGAACUUCGAUUGAGGUAGUUAAAUAUAAGAUUUACAGUUUACUUCGAGAAAAUACGAUCACCCAAGCAGUUAUCUGCCGUUCCAUGUCCUACGACGUUUACAAAAACCAACAGGUAAGUCUGUUCAAAUUUUCUAGAGAAAAAUCAAAAAAAUACAGGAAUUACUAUUCGAUUUGUACAAGGAUAAAGAAACUGGUAAAGUGUACCUCCCACAUUUUUUCAAGGUAUUUGAUCAACGAAAAAGGAUUAUUUGAUACUUUUUUCAGGCUUUAGUAGACUCUGGGAUUCGCAAAGAUGAUCCUCGAAUAGUUCACAUGGUUCAGAAUAUAAAGGACGCCGAUCUUCUGGACGAUUUCGUUUGGGGAAGCCAAUAUUUGUACCUCGACAAGGAAACAUUCAAAAAGUUUGUAAAAGAUUUGCCGCCAGCAGGGGUCGAACCUGCGACCUUGGGCUUAUUAGACCCACGCUCUAACCGACUGAGCUAUGGCGGCUGGCGAUGUUCGGACGCAACAAAGACCCUUUUGCAGGCACGUUGGCAGCGGCAUCAGUGUGAUAAGCAAGGCGUUGAAAAGGCACAUGGUGAUUCCUGACUGGGAAAAGUUUGUCGGCGAGUUGACGGUGCUUUUCGAAGAUUGCCGCAAUAUCAAGUCAGGCAAUGUGCGUUUAUAUAUUCAAUUUUAGACAUGUUUCUUGGCUAAGGACUAACUAUUUUCCUAGUUUCCUAAGUAUUGAGGUGGCUAGAAAGUGAGUCAUUCUGAUAUAAUGAUUAUCGUUACGUUCUCAAAAAUGAAAAUCAGGUUGCCACAUAUAUUCCACAGCUGGCGCGAGCGCUUCCUGAAUGUUGGGCCAUGUCGGUUUGUACGAUUGAUGGUCAGAGGAAAAGCUGGGGCGAUGCCUUCAAACCAUUUUGUCUGCAGGUUUGAAUUACUAUUAUAGUUGAUAUACGGCUCGAGCCAUUGAAAAAGGGUCCUGACACGAUAAGAGAAGAGACAGUUCCUGAUUGGUAGAGAGCGCAGACAGGUCACGACUUUUGCGUCCCAAGCUAAUCGUGAAUUGGCUAUAUGUUUUAUUUACUUUUAAGAGUUAGGUGUGGAAGAUGAAGGAUAUUUGGCUUUCUAACAAACUAAGGAAUGAAUUGAAAACGGAGGUCAUUUUACUUUGCGGUUGGGGGGUUUUUUUUUUGAAAUUUGGCUAUUACACUCCUUGAUGUACCAGAAGAAGAUUCUGAAAGCCUCAAGCUGCACAGCUUUUUACUUUUCGAGAGAAUACGCUGAAAAUUCAAAGAAAACGCUCAAAAUCCAUUAAAAUGAGCAAUUUUGGGAUUUCAUACCCUUAUUUCUUGAAAACUAGGGUGUUGUGCAGGUUGAGACUUUCAGAAUCUUCAUUUGGUACAUCAAAGAAUGUUCUGGCCAACUUCCAGGAAGUUCCCAACCGCAAAGUAAAAUGACCUUCCUUGUGAAGGAAUGACUGAUCCACGUCUCAAAUUUCAAUUAUGGCGCGAGGCGAAAAAAAGUAAUAAAUUCCUUUGAAGUAUUUUUAUGAUGAUUGCUUUCAAAGUAGUCAUAAAAAAGAAUGAGGAAAGUUAGAAAUUUUUUUUCAAUAGAUAUCUUUAUAAAGACGAAUAAUCCCGAAAACUUUUCGUUCCAGUCGGUGUCGAAGCCUUUCACCUACGCGGCCGUGCACGACGAGAUUGGCGCCGAUAAGCUGCACAGCCACGUCGGUCAAGAGCCUUCUGGACGGCUUUUCAACGACAUUUGCCUCGACUAUGACAGUUCCCAAAAGCUGCAAGUUUCUCAAAUGAAAACUGGUUUCAGUGAAACCACACAAUCCACUCAUCAACGCGGGGGCGAUCGUCGCCGUGUCGCUUCUCAGAAACUCGGAAACGCUGGCCGACCGUUUCGACUUUGUGAGUUCUUAAUGGGCAUGUGCGGUUGUUCUGGUGAGCUCGAAAAUUGAGAUCAAACUGGGUUUGUUAACUCUUGUGGGUCUUUAAGAAGCGCUAUGCGUCCCUUCUUCCAAUUGGUUUUUAUUCAGGAGAAAAAAAUCGAAAAUUUUAGAUGAAAUAUGAAAUAAAUCAUUAUUAUUAUUAUUAUUAUUAAAUAUGAGAAAAAUGUCUUGAGUUUUGAUAAUGGAAAAAACAUGAAUUGACAUAAGGAUAUCGAUUACUUUGCUUAUUGAAAAGGUUCUCUAAAUGUCUCACCGUUCAACUAAACUUUCAUCAAUCAAAUUAAAUUUUGAAGUUCUUCGAUCACUUCGAUGAAAGUUAAUCAUUUUUCAAACAUUUUUGGAUACUCCAAAAAUAAAUGGAAUGGCUGUAGAGCAUCUCUGAAACUGAAAAGCUUCCAAACUUCACGAUUAAAAAGUUCAGAUGAUGCACAAAUGCCGUCAGCUGGCUGGCAGCGGCGGCUACGUCGGUUUCAACAACUCAGUGUUCGAAUACAGUUUUUUCCCCGACCAUUUUCGGCAUUCAUUUUUAGAUUUUUGUCAGAACGCGAGACUGCCGACCGUAACUACGCCCUCUCGUACUACAUGCGUGAGCACAAGGUUCAUUUUUCCUUGACCAAGGAAAUAAAGCCAAGCGUUCAGGUGUUUCCGGAGAACACGAACUUGCAAGACACGCUCGAUCUCUACUUCCAAAUUUGCUCCAUCGAGACCAACUGCGACACUUUGGCCGUGAUGGCGGCUACUCUGGCCAACGGAGGCGUCAAUCCUCUGAUGGGCGAACGCGUCAUCAAUAAUCGGUGAGUCUGCUGAGAAUCGACUGAAAAGAAACAAAAUUCGAUCAUUUUGUCUCCACCCUGCAAGCUACAAAUUAUGAAUAUGGCUUAUAUUUCCUGAGUUAUCACUUCAGGGCCUGUCGCGACACGCUCUCCUUGAUGUACUCGUGUGGAAUGUACGACUGGUCUGGACAGUUCGCCUUUCAUGUUUCGCACCAGUUAUUUUUGCUUACCUGAAAAAUCUUUUCAGGUCGGUCUUCCGGCAAAAUCUGGCGUUUCCGGAGAUCUAAUGAUUGUCAUUCCGAAUGUGAUGGGAAUUGCUUUGUACAGGUUUUUUCUAAUGUUUUUUUAUAGUUGAGAACUUUUCAUUUGAAGUCCGCGGCUCGACAAACUCGGAAAUUCGGUUCGCGGAGUAAAAUUCGCCGAGUCUUUCAUUCAAAAGUACAACUUCCACAACUAUGACAGCUUGGUAGGAAGUGAAGAACUCAUAGAAUCAACAGCCCCUUGACCGUAGGUCUACUCGGAUGACAAAAAGUCGGACCCAAGACGCUCUUUGGAGAAAGAAGUGGAAAUGCCCAAUCGAUUUAUGUACGCCACCAAAAUUGGAGAUAUCGCUGCUAUCAAGAGGUUUUCGUGUACUUCGAAGAGUUUUACAGAUAAAUUUUUUACACGACGGACACUUUACUAGUUACAAAUGGAGUUUUCUUUUAAAAGGGACCUUUUUGAGGUACAUGCUUGCCGGCAACAAUCUCCACGAGCGCGACUACGACGAUCGGACCGUUCUCCACGUCGCCGCCUGUGAAGGCGACGUCAACACCUUGACGUAUCUACUCAACAAGUGGACUGAAGAUCCUAGUCAGUUUGCUUUGAAUUCUACUCUACUCGACUCAAUAACGAAUAAAUGUUUUAAGGUCCGCGUGACCGUUUCCGAAGUACUCCCUUGGACAACGCCAAGUUCUUCGAAAACGAAGCCUGCAUUACCCUCUUGCAAGAAGCCGAAGCAGCCUACGCCAAAAAACAUAGAAAACCUCCCCCGAUCGUUGAAGAUCACUCAAGAGACUAA
Caenorhabditis auriculariae is the source of this 6214-nucleotide messenger RNA. NCBI's taxonomy places the organism in Eukaryota, Metazoa, Nematoda, Chromadorea, Rhabditida, Rhabditidae. The record is from the annotation of a GenBank genome assembly.